Molecule: messenger RNA, 634 nt
Organism: Orcinus orca (killer whale)
Lineage: Eukaryota; Metazoa; Chordata; Mammalia; Artiodactyla; Delphinidae
Product: KIAA1143 ortholog
Exons: 3
Coding region: 81-596 (171 amino acids)
Source: RefSeq, a predicted model, not a curated record
CCGGGCCAGUCCCGUUACCGCAGAAAUGCGGCCCGCUCCGCCAAUUCCAGCUUCUGGCUUGACUUGGAGGCCAGAUACUGAUGGGUCCCUCCUCGCACCCGCGGCCGGCCCCUAGUCCGAGUGUCCUCAGACCCCAGGCUGGUCAUCUUCAAACAAACUACUGCCUCUUUCGCCCAGGAAGCUAUUUGUCGUUUUCACAGUGCUGCUGUGUUUUUGAAAAUGACUUCACGCAGAGAAUCCAGCUUCAGCUCCCAGGUGAAGAUGGUGAUCACAGUGACAAAGAAGAUGAACAGCCCCAAGUGGUGGUUUUAAAAAAGGGAGACCUAUCAGUUGAAGAAGUCAUGAAAAUUAAAACAGAAAUAAAGGCUGCCAAAGCAGAUGAAGAACCAGCUUCAGCUGAUGGAAGAAUUAUGUAUCGAAAACCAGUCAAGCGUUCCUCAGAUGAAAAAUAUUCCGGUUUAAGAGCAAGCUCAAAAAAGAAGAAGACAAAUGAAGAAGAUGAAAUAAAUAAGCAGGAUUCAGUUAAAAAAAACUCACAAAAGCAAAUCAAAAAUAGUAGCCUCCUUUCUUUUGACAAUGAAGAUGAAAAUGAAUAAGUGUAAAUAAAUAUUUUGGACUUAGUCUUCUUUAAGAA